Molecule: messenger RNA, 1713 nt
Organism: Lotus japonicus
Lineage: Eukaryota; Viridiplantae; Streptophyta; Magnoliopsida; Fabales; Fabaceae
Product: serine acetyltransferase 2-like
Exons: 11
Coding region: 328-1431 (367 amino acids)
Cellular component (GO): cytoplasm; cytosol
Molecular function (GO): L-serine O-acetyltransferase activity
Source: RefSeq, a predicted model, not a curated record
AAAAAAAUUAACUAUCUAGAGUAAAAACCUUAGUGAAGAUACAAAACACAUCCCUAUAAUAACUAAGCCAACAUUGAGUUCAACUAAAGCUUUCUUACACUUAGACAAAGAUCUUAAAAAUGGAAAAAGAGCCUUUGGUGAUUGAUAGCUUUCACUCUGAGUGAUGCUGGAUGCUCCAUAUCAACUAUCUAAUGCAACGGUUUUGAAGAGCUGCUAAACACCGUGGCCAAUGCAAAAAGAACCACCACUUUGCUACCACCACCACCCCACCACCACCACCACCACCCCACCACCACAAUUCUCUCCCCUAUUUCAACCCCACCUCGCAUGGCUUGUGUGAGCCACCACCACCACCACCACUACCGCCACCGUAACUCGCUCGCUCUCCCCAACAUGCUCUCCGGCGCCGCCCACCACCGCCGCCGCCUCCAAAACGACGCUCCUGAACCCGACCACCACCGCCCUACUCUCGCCUCCGCCUACCGCCUCGAGAAAGUCUUCCCUGUUUACGCCAUGGGAGCUGCCGACCCGGAACCAGAACCCGACUUGGACGGACCCGACCCGAUAUGGGACGCUGUUAGAGAAGAAGCUAAGCUCGAAGUAGAAAAGGAACCGAUUUUGAGUAGCUUCUUGUAUGCAAGUAUCUUGGCUCAUGAUUGCUUGGAGCAAGCAGUGGCGUUUGUUGCGGCCAACCGUCUGCAGAACCCUACCCUUUUGGCAACUCAGCUGAUGGAUAUAUUUUGCAAUGUCAUCAUGCAUGACAAAGGUAUCCAGCGAUCCAUUCGCCUCGAUGUUCAGGCAUUUAAGGAUCGGGACCCUGCUUGUUUGUCAUAUUGCUCAGCAAUUUUGUACACGAAGGGUUACCAUUCACUGCAAGUAUAUCGAGUAGCCCAUGCAUUGUGGCACCAGGGACGCAAAGUCUUGGCCUUGGCUUUACAAAGCCGUGUUAGUGAGGUUUUUGGGGUGGACAUUCAUCCUGCUGCGAAGAUUGGGGAGGGAAUUUUAUUAGAUCAUGGGACGGGCGUGGUUAUUGGUGAAACUGCCAUUGUUGGAAACAGAGUUUCACUGAUGCAUGGUGUAACAUUAGGAGGCACAGGUAAGGGAGUAGGUGAUCGCCAUCCCAAAGUAGGUGAAGGGGCACUAAUUGGAGCUAGUGCAACUAUACUUGGGAAUAUAAGAAUAGGUGAAGGUGCUAUGAUAGCUGCUGGCUCCCUUGUGUUAAAAGAUGUCCCUCCCCACAGCAUUGCUGCAGGAAUACCAGCAAAAGUUAUUGGAGGUCUACAAGAGCAGGACCCAUCUUUAACCAUGAAGCAUGAUGCUACAAAACAAUUUUAUACCGACGUAGCUGCUAACUUCAGAGAUGAAAAGCCCAGUGGUGCCCAGAAUCCAGAUAGAAAUGAAGUUGAAAACUUGAGAGGCUCGAUAGUGUAGUUCGUAUUUGGCGUUCAUUGCUUUCUCCCUUCAAAGGAAGGAUGAUGAUGUUAUACUUAAUGUUAGAAUCAGGAUUAGUUCAAAAUGAUAAUCUCGAAUAUCAACAAUGCUUGCAACUUUUCAUAAUAUGCAAUUUAUGCUGCUCAGUGCGGAGGUUCUUGCUCCAGUAUAGAGAAUUUCUAUAUACAAACUUAAAAAGCAGAUGCUACUUGUGAUAUUGUAGGGGGAAGAUUAUCCGAUUUAGUAUUAAUAUCUUUAACAAAAUGUUUUGAUUUUUGAUUC